AUGGGGAGAUUCCAACAGUUCACACUUCUUCUCUGGAAGAAUUUCCUUUUCAUGAAGCAGAUUUGGUAUUCCAUAUUCUUGGAAGUUCUUCUGUCAAUGAUAUUUACUUUAUUAAUUGUACUCCUUCGUUCUAAUACAUUUGAAAGCACUACUGGACCUCGUAGAUAUGGUUCUUUUACUGUCGAUAGACUGCCUUUCACUUUGGAAUUUCACCCCUCUAUUGAUAUGUGGGAGCUGGUCUAUGUGCCUUCUAGAAGUGAUGCAGUGAAGACUAUCAUUGACAGCGUGCAAACAACUUUGGGCCCCUUUAAAGUUAAGGGCUUUGAUUCAGAAUUGGAUUUUCGUCAUUACAUUUUUUCUGAUGACCCACCUAUGUUACUGGCUGGCAUUGUUUUUCAUCACAGUUUCAAUGAUGACAAAGACCCCCUACCCCUUCAGAUCAAUGGAAGCUUCUACAUUUUCAAGUAUUACCUUGAAGGUUUCCUGAGUAUACAGUAUGCUGUUGAUCACGCUAUUAUACAGUACCAUAGAAGAAAUACUGGGAAAGACAAGUCUAAUAUCAGCUCUUCUGUUUUGAUCAUGAGAUUUCCAGCCCCAAGUUUCAAAACUGACAACUUCCUCGUUUUGUUAAAUGUGUUUCUUCCCUUAAUAAUUUUAUUAGUUUUCUCCUCUCCUGUACUUAGUGCCAUCCGUUUCAUUGUGUCAGAAAAAGAAAAUAAGUCCAAGGAAUACCUUCGCAUGAUGGGUCUUAGUAAUUUUUUGCUUUGGAGUGCCCAUUUUUUCACAUUCCUCAUGCGUUUUCUUCUCAUCAUAUUUUUCCAAAUGUUGAUCCUCUUUUCCAAGAUUACAUACCUGCCAGUUAUCCGCUUCAGUGAUAAAUUUUUGAUGUUUGUUUUUCUGAUGUGUUUUACCCUUGCUUCUAUAAACUUCAGCUUCAUGGUCAGCACAUUCUUCAGCAAACCAAGAAUGGCUUCUUCUGUUGGAGUUUUACUCUAUUUCUUAUCCUUCAUUCCGUAUCGUUAUGUCAAUGUUCGCUACAAGGAGUUGUCUUUCACUAAGAAGUUGAUUCCUUGUCUACUUUCAAGUGCUGCAAUGUGUUUAGGGGCUGAUCUUAUUGUCGCAGCUGAAAUUAAAGGAAAUGGACUUCAAUGGAAUGGAAUUUGGCUUUCAGGCUCAGAUGAUAAUGAUUUAUUCUUUAUACAUAUAUUGGGAAUGCUAUUGUUUGACUCUUUUGUCUAUGCCCUAGUGACCUGGUAUAUAGAAGCUGUUUUUCCAGGGGAAUAUGGAAUCUCCCAGCCCUGGAACUUUUUCUUGAUGCCCUCCUACUGGUCUGGGUCUCCAAACUCUAAAAUUGAUGUUGAUAAUACAUUUGAAGAAGUUCAAAAAAAUGACUACAUGGAGGAUGAUCCUGUAGGAUUAACACCUGGGAUUCAGAUAAAACACCUGUACAAGCUGUUUACCAAAGGGUCCACUACCAUAAUGGCAAUAAAUGACUUGACUCUGAACUUUUAUGAGAAGCAGAUAACUGUCCUCCUAGGACAAAAUGGAGCAGGAAAAACCACUACCUUGUCAAUACUCACAGGUAUGUUGCCUGCAACAAGUGGAGAGGCAUAUAUCUAUGGGCAUGAGAUCUCAAAGGAAUUUGAUCAGAUCCGGAAAAGCUUGGGCUUUUGCCCUCAGCAUGAUAUCUUAUUUGAUUACAUGACAGUAUAUGACCACCUUUACUUCUAUGCUCAGAUCAAAGGAAUGCCUAGGAAGAAAUGCCAUCAGAAAAUAAUUGAUAUUUUGAAAAUGGUGAACUUGGAAGAAAAGCAGAAUGAAUUCUCAAAAACACUGAGUGGAGGAAUGAAGCGCAAGCUCUCUAUUAGCAUUGCACUCAUCGGAGAUUCCAAGGUAGUUAUUCUGGAUGAGCCAACAUCUGGCAUGGACCCCAUCUCCAGGAGGGCCACCUGGAAUCUCAUUGAGGAGUUUAAAAAGGACCGUACCAUCUUGCUGACCACUCACUACAUGGAUGAAGCUGAUAUGCUUGGUGAUCGCAUUGCCAUCAUGGCCAAUGGAACUUUACAGUGCUGUGGUUCUUCACUCUUCCUCAAAAACAAAUAUGGUGCUGGAUACCACAUGAUCAUAGUGAAGGACUCUAAUUGUGAUGCAGCUAAAAUCUUUGAAAUUAUUCAAGAGUAUAUACCAAAUGCCAAUUUAGAGAGCAAUACUGGAGCUGAAUUAUCUUUUAUCCUACCCAAAGAGAGUACAGACAGGUUUGAAGCUUUGUUUACUAGACUAGAAGAAGAACAAAAAGAUCUGAGAAUUGCCAGCUAUGGAGUGUCUGUCACAACUAUGGAAGAAGUCUUCCUUAGGGUUGGCCAACUGGCAAAUUCAAAUAUAAAUUUUGGAAGGUUCCAAAACCUUUCUUCUCAGCAGAACGAGAAAUCAAGAAAGAACAACGAAGAAGGUGUUGAUAGCAGGGAAAAGAAAUCCUAUGACCUUCCUGAGUCUUUAUUCAUGCCUGCAAACUCUACUCUGACACACAACACUGGGUGCAGUCUUUAUUGCCAGCAAAUUUAUGCCAUGUUCGUAAAAAGGGCUAUAUACAAUUGGCGCAACUGGAAGAUGACCUUGAUACACCUGGUGUUACCUGUCCUGUACGUUUACUUAUUGCUCUCUGCCUUUAAGACUCCAGAAAUUAAGGAUGAGCCAUCCAUGAAUUUGGAUUUAGGACCAUAUGACCAAACUGUCAUGCCCUUUUCUAUCUCUGGGAAUUCAUCCAUGACCCAGAAAAUUUUUAAAUCCAUUGAAUCUCUGCCAAAGCCUCAGGGACUUAUCCUUAAGGAAGUGAAAGAUAAUCUAGAAGAGUUCUUGAUGAAUUAUAAAGACACUUCUAAAAGAUGUAUAAUUGCAUUUUCCAUUGAUGCCACUGGAUCCCAUAUUGUGGCCACUGCUCUAUUCAGCAAUGCGGCAUACCAUUCACCUGCAUUAUCUCUGGCAGUGGUGGAUAAUAUUCUAUUUAUGUUCUUUUGUGGCCCGAAAGCUUCUCUUGCAGUCUCCAACAAGCCUCAACCUCAGCAUCGUAAACCCAGAAAUAAUACAUUUGAAUUUCUUAGAAGUGAUCGAGGACAUGAACUUGCUGUUACGCUCAUUUUUGGCAUGGCUGCUUUGUCCAGUAGUUUUUCCCAAAUGCCAGUCAUUGAACGAGUUACUAAAGUGAAGCACAUCCAAUUUGUUCAAGGUGUAUAUGUCCUAAUUUUCUGGUUGUCUGCAUUAGUAUGGGAUUUUAUCAUCUUCUUCAUUAUUUGUUUACUGUUCAUGGCAUUGUUACAAGCCUUUGCUUUGGAAAUAUUUUUCGAAGACUUGCACCUUUUGUAUGGCUUCCUGAUAUUUGCAUUACAUGGAUGGUCUGCCACACCCUUCAUUUACUUGAUGAGCUUCUUCUUCUCACGACCUGCAUCUGCAGAAUUGUACCUUUUCCUAUUCAAUGUAUUUUCUGUAUUGAUCAGCAUAUCCCUUUUAAGUAUGAUAAAAAACGAAGUGAUAGAGAUGGGAAACUACUCUUACAUUCUGACUGAUUCAUUCCUGCUGCUUCCUGGUCAUACUUUGGGGGUAUCCAUUCGAAGACUUUUUGACAAAUCCAAGAACAACAAAAUGUGUGACCUUUUUGGAGGCACUCAUUGCGCAGAUGAAUAUAUUGUGAAUGAUUUCUUUGAAUGGAAAGAUGAUGGGAAUUUAAAAUUUCUGACUGCCAUGGUUGCCACAGGCUUCUUUUAUCUCCUCUUGCUUUGUUUAAUUGAAAAAUACUUCUGGAAACUAAGAAACUGUUGCACUCAUUUACUUUACUGGGGUUACCCAAUGUGGCAACGAAGACCUACAGUUCAACAGUUAAACCAGAAUAAGGUUGAAGUACAACAGAAGCCUGAAGAUGAAGAUGUAGCAAAUGAGAAGAAGAAAAUCCAAGAAUGCCCUUCACAUAUGCUGUCAGCUUUGAACAGCCCAUUAGUUGUUAAGGAUCUUGUGAAGGUGUAUUUUAAGUGGAUACCUGUCCUCGCUGUGGAUAGACUCUCUUUUGCAAUCCAAAAAGGGGAGUGCUUUGGGCUCCUUGGCUUCAAUGGAGCAGGAAAAACCAGCACCUUUAAAAUGUUGACUGGAGAUGAAACCAUCACUUCUGGAGAUGCCUUCUUUGAAAACUACAGCAUCCUCAAAGACAUUGGAAAGGUGAGACAGAGAAUCAGUUAUUGUCCACAAUUUGAUGCUUUGCUGGACUACAUGACAUCGAAGGAGAUGUUAAUCAUGUAUGCUCGACUUAGGGGCAUUCCUGAGCCUUCUAUCAACAAACAUGUGACGGAACUACUGCAGUCACUACUCUUGGAGGACUAUUCAAAUAAAAUCACAAUGACCUAUAGUGGUGGCACUAAGCGGAAGCUAAGCACUGGUAUUGCCCUAGUUGGAAAUCCAUCAAUCAUCUUCCUGGAUGAACCAUCCACUGGCAUGGAUCCUCUGUCUCGACGCCUACUUUGGAAUACAAUAAUACGGGCCCGUGAUUCUGGGAAGGCCAUUGUCAUAACCUCCCAUAGCAUGGAGGAGUGUGAGGCAUUGUGCACUAGAGUGGUCAUCAUGGUAAAUGGGAGAUUUCAGUGUCUAGGAAGUCUACAGCAUCUCAAGAAGAAGUUUGGUAAAGGAUAUACCUUACUAGCCAAGGUUAAGAGUGAAUAUCAGACAUCUGAAGUGGAAAAUCUCAAGCAAUUCAUCAAGGAGACCUUCCCAGGCAGCAAUCUACUACAGCAGUACCAUGGAAUGCUCCGAUACUGCAUUCCUAGUGAGAAUCUCAGCUGGGCAAAGGUAUUUGGUAUCUUGGAGAAAGUCAAAGUGAAUUACAAUUUGGAAGACUAUUCCAUCAGUCAGACCACACUGGAGCAAAUAUUCCUAGGUUUUGCCAGUCCAGAGGACCAAGUUAAUGAAAAAAGAAAGUGA
Messenger RNA from Gracilinanus agilis (Agile Gracile Mouse Opossum), 4959 nucleotides. Its product is annotated as phospholipid-transporting ATPase ABCA3-like. The transcript has 30 exons. Gene Ontology annotation, biological process: transmembrane transport; lipid transport. Gene Ontology annotation, cellular component: intracellular membrane-bounded organelle; membrane. Gene Ontology annotation, molecular function: lipid carrier activity; ATP hydrolysis activity; ATP binding. Lineage: Eukaryota; Metazoa; Chordata; Mammalia; Didelphimorphia; Didelphidae. The record is from RefSeq and is a predicted model, not a curated record. Bases 1 to 4959 code for a protein of 1652 amino acids.